Molecule: messenger RNA, 1963 nt
Organism: Eupeodes corollae
Lineage: Eukaryota; Metazoa; Arthropoda; Insecta; Diptera; Syrphidae
Gene: CCT1
Product: T-complex protein 1 subunit alpha
Exons: 8
Coding region: 106-1776 (556 amino acids)
Biological process (GO): protein folding
Cellular component (GO): chaperonin-containing T-complex
Molecular function (GO): ATP hydrolysis activity; ATP-dependent protein folding chaperone; ATP binding
Source: RefSeq, a predicted model, not a curated record
ACAUUUCUUCUAGAUUUUGACGGAACGUAUUAGUCAGGCCGAACCCGUGCGUUUAUUGAAUUUUUAACUGAAAACCCUCUGUUUUAAUAAGUGUUCUAUCUCAAAAUGUCCAUGGCCGCUCCUUUGUCCAUUGCCGGAACCCGGCAGUCCGGAGCUUCAGUCCGAACUCAAAACGUUAUGGCUGCAAGUUCCAUUGCCAACAUCGUAAAGAGCUCUUUGGGUCCAGUUGGUUUGGAUAAAAUGCUCGUCGACGAUAUCGGUGAUGUCACAGUCACUAACGAUGGAGCAACUAUCUUGAAGCUUCUGGAAGUUGAACACCCAGCUGCAAAGGUUCUCGUUGAGCUGGCUCAACUGCAAGAUGAAGAAGUCGGUGAUGGUACCACAUCUGUUGUCAUUUUGGCUGCUGAACUGUUGAAGAACGCUGACGAAUUAGUUAAACAGAAAAUUCAUCCAACUUCAAUAAUCUCGGGAUACAGGUUAGCAUGCAAGGAAGCCUGCAAAUACAUUUCCGAGCAUCUAACUGCACCUGUCGAUGAACUUGGAAGGGAUUGUCUCAUCAACAUUGCAAAGACAUCGAUGAGUUCCAAGAUCAUCGGAGCCGAUGCUGAUUUCUUCUCUGCCAUGGUUGUGGAUGCUGCCCAAGCUGUAAAGAUUACUGAUCCUAAAGGCAACGCUGCAUACUCGAUCAAGGCCGUCAAUGUUCUAAAGGCCCAUGGUAAGUCAGCCAGGGAGAGUUUGUUGAUUCCCGGCUAUGCUCUCAACUGCACCAUUGCCUCACAACAAAUGCCCAAGAAGAUUGUGAACGCCAAGAUCGCCUGUUUGGAUUUCUCCCUCCAAAAAACCAAGAUGAAGAUGGGUGUUCAGGUUCUGAUCAAUGACCCCGACAAGCUAGAAGGUAUCCGUGCACGUGAAUUGGACAUUACCAAGGAGAGAAUUCAAAAGAUCCUUGCUACCGGAGUAAAUGUGAUCUUGUGUUCGGGAGGAGUUGAUGAUCUCUGCAUGAAAUACUUCGUUGAAGCUGGAGCCAUGGCUGUUCGUCGUGUUAAGAAAACCGAUUUGAAAAUUAUCGCCAAGGCAACUGGAGCCGCAUUCUGUACAUCACUUACAAACAUGGACGGUGAGGAGAGCUUUGAUUCGUCAAUGGUGGGUGAAGCUGCUGAAGUUGGACAGGAAAUGAUCUGUGAUGAUGAACUCAUUCUUAUCAAGGGUACAAAAGCGAGAGCUGCUGCUUCAAUUAUCCUCCGUGGACCAAAUGAUUUCUACUGCGACGAAAUGGAAAGGUCCAUUCACGAUGCUCUGUGUGUAGUGAAGAGAGUUUUGGAAAGCAAAAAGGUAGUCGCUGGUGGUGGAUGUGUUGAAGCUGCUCUCUCGAUUUAUUUGGAGAACUUUGCCACUUCAUUGAGUUCCAGGGAGCAACUGGCUAUUGCUGAGUUUGCCAAGUCUCUCUUGGUCAUUCCUAAAACUCUAUCGGUGAAUGCCGCCAAGGAUGCCACCGACUUGGUUGCCAAACUCCGUGCUUACCACAAUUCCAGUCAAACAAAAGCUGAGCAUGCUCACCUCAAGUGGACUGGUUUAGAUUUGAUUGAAGGUAUUGUGAAGGACAACAAAAAGGCUGGUGUCCUCGAACCGGCUAUGUCCAAAAUCAAAUCUCUGAAAUUUGCCACCGAAGCUGCUAUUACUAUCCUGCGAAUCGAUGACAUGAUCAAACUUAACCCCGAAGAUAAGUCUGGCAAAUCGUAUGCUGAUGCUUGUGCUUCGGGUGAACUCGAUGGAUAGAUUAGUGUUCCAAGUGCUAUUUCAUAGCGUUCUAUAUUAUUUUACUACUUAUUAAUUUUGUUUAGCCUUCACAAACCAACAUUUAUGUAUUGAUGCAUUUUUCGUACUCACAAUAAAAAAAAAAAAAAAACAUUAACACACAGAAUAAAAAUGUCCAAGUGGUCUUAAAAAACAAAACACAAAUGAA